Molecule: messenger RNA, 4957 nt
Organism: Serinus canaria (Common canary)
Lineage: Eukaryota; Metazoa; Chordata; Aves; Passeriformes; Fringillidae
Gene: DMAP1
Product: DNA methyltransferase 1 associated protein 1
Exons: 10
Coding region: 249-1643 (464 amino acids)
Biological process (GO): DNA repair; chromatin remodeling; negative regulation of transcription by RNA polymerase II
Cellular component (GO): nucleus; Swr1 complex; NuA4 histone acetyltransferase complex
Molecular function (GO): transcription corepressor activity
Source: RefSeq, a predicted model, not a curated record
GCGCGGGUCCCGCUCGGAGCGGGGCGGCCGCGGCCGCGCGGGGAGCGCCGCGUCUCGCACGCCCUCCCGCGGGCCUCCCGGGAGCCCCCCGCGGGGCUGCGGGCCGCGGGCGCGGCGUGCGGAACCCCCGGGACCCGCCGGGUGCAAGGCCCCGUUGUUGGGCCUGGCGGGGGGAUGGGAGGCGGCCGAGGGGGAGCUGGAGGGGACGGACAGGACGGCGCAGAGAAGGCCAGAAGGCAGGCGGAGACAUGGCGACGGGGGCAGAUGUACGGGACAUCCUGGAGCUGGGAGGCGUGGAGUCAGAGAACACGGGCACCAUCAACAAAAAGGACAUCAUCAACUCGGAUAAGAAAAAAUCCAAGAAAUCCUCAGAGACAUUGACGUUUAAGAGGCCAGAAGGAAUGCACCGAGAAGUUUAUGCACUUCUCUAUUCUGACAAAAAGGAUGCACCUCCGCUGCUGCCAAGUGAUACAACUCAGGGUUAUCGAACAGUCAAGGCAAAACUGGGCUCCAAGAAGGUCCGGCCUUGGAAGUGGAUGCCUUUCACCAACCCAGCGAGGAAAGAUGGAGCCAUGUUCUACCACUGGAGGAGGGCAGCAGAGGAAGGGAAGGAUUACCCUUUUGCCAGAUUUAAUAAAACAGUGCAGGUUCCUGUCUACUCGGAGCAGGAGUACCAGAUGUAUCUCCACGACGACGCGUGGACCAAAGCUGAGACAGACCAUCUCUUCGACCUGGCUCGGCGCUUUGAUCUGCGCUUUGUAGUCAUUCACGACCGCUACGAUCACCAGCAGUUCAAGAAAAGGUCAGUGGAGGAUCUGAAGGAACGGUAUUACCACAUUUGUGCCAAGCUGGCAAACAUUCGUGCAGCUCCGGGCACAGACCUAAAAAUCCCAGUCUUUGAUGCUGGCCAUGAGAGACGAAGGAAGGAACAGCUGGAAAGGCUUUACAAUAGGACACCAGAGCAGGUGGCAGAAGAAGAAUACCUCAUCCAGGAGCUCCGUAAAAUUGAAACCAGGAAGAAAGAGAGAGAAAAGAGAACCCAAGACCUGCAGAAGCUCAUCACAGCUGCUGACACCACCACUGAGCAGAGGCGUGCUGAGCGCAAGGCCCCCAAGAAGAAGCUGCCACAGAAGAAGGAGACAGAGAAGCCUGCUGUUCCUGAGACUGCUGGCAUCAAGUUUCCUGACUUCAAAUCUGCAGGUGUCACGCUGCGGAGCCAGAGGAUGAAACUGCCAAGCUCGGUGGGACAGAAGAAGAUUAAAGCCCUGGAGCAGAUGCUGAUGGAACUCGGAGUAGAUCUUAACCCUAUGCCUACAGAGGAGAUUGUACAGAUGUUCAACGAACUGCGGAGCGACCUGGUGCUGCUGUACGAGCUGAAACAAGCCUUUGCCAACUGCGAGUAUGAGCUGCAGAUGUUACGGCACCGCUACGAGGCCCUGGCCAAAGCUGGGAGCAUCGGCCCCCUCAGCGUGGAAGGUGCCCAUCCAGAUGGCCAGACAGGGCUCGGCAUCGAGGAGGGCAAGGGAGAUACCAAGGACCAGAUCAUUGAUGUAGUAGGAGCACCACUGACCCCCAACUCGGUGAGAAGGAAGGUCGGGGGGGCAGAACAGGGCGCACUCAGGUCUCCGACGCAGAUGCCCUGACAAGCACUGGGGAUGCUGCCCUGCUCUCCUUCCAGGCAUGCGCGUCCGAGGGAGCAGAACACGCCUGUUCCCCCCCAAGUCCCAGUGCUGCUCUCUGGGCUUGUCUCCUGUGCUGGACAGUGUUCUUGGUGCUACAGGUGGGGUCAGCAGGGCUUUCUACAUCCUGCAUGCAGGCAGAUGGCUUGGUGUGGGUGCCACUGUGGACCAAAGCGGUGAGGCUUUGGGUGAUGAGAGCUUGUUCUAAGGCAGCAACGGUACAGCUGCAAACCUGAGGCAUUUUCCCUCUAGACACAGCCUCUUGAAGGUUGCUCAGCAGAGGGAAGCAGGUGGGGAAAGCAGUCUUCAGGUGAUGAGACAUGACCUGCCUGAGACCCUGGAGUCAAGCAGUAGCCCUGCCUGGAGCAGGAGGCUUGGGAAGGACAGAGGUGUUUGAAGAGCAAAGGAGGGUUUUUAUACCCUAUUUCCAGUGCCAAGAAAGAAAAGCCUGGCCUAGGGCUUCUUCCAGUGCCGAGCCCUGUGGCAAUGUCCUGUGCAUGUACCUCUGCAGGAUGUGAAUCACCGGCCUCUCCUCCCUGCCUCCAGGAGGGCAGGUUGCCCAGCCCCUCACCACUGCCUCAGGGCCAAGGGUAAACCUGGGGAUCAGCUGAGGCUGCUUUCCCCCUCUGUGCAGUCCCCUGGCACAGCUGAGCUGAACUGCCUGAUGAAAGCUGCCCAUCUCCACACCGUGGCAUCCCCGACGCCUCCGACGCACUGCCCCUGGUAGCGGCACAGACCUUUACUUUCUAAAAUGUAUAAUGUAUUGCAGGAUAUUGAGAACACCUUAUCUGUCAACGGCAGAGGCGACACGUUAACCUGGACUUGAGUAAUGUCCUAUUUGAUUGUGACAAUGUUGAGUCGUAAGGAAGAGUUCCACUGAGACAGGUUCAUGUUUGUAAAGGAGUCUUUUGAAUUAUUUUUUUUCCCUACUGCAUUCAAUCUGGAAUCUCACCCCUCCCUCCCUGCGGUCUGGAGUGUCCUGGUUUGCAAACUUUUUGGGCUGAUUUACAGUACAGUUGGUCUCCCUUGAGCACUGGCUUGUUGGGAAGGUGGGAGAGAUGGUGGUGGUGGCCAUACCUGUAGGAGGAGGGAGCCCAUAUGUGUGUUUUGGACCACAUUGUUCCUCAGUGCCACCUCCUGGAAUUGGAAACAAAGGCAUGGGCCCAGGCAGCACAGAGAGGGUUAAACUGACCUGGUCUCUGACAUAUUUGAAAGAAAUAUAAUCAAGUUAAUUCACUGCAAGGCAAAUUCAGUACCUAAAGGGCCCCCAUGUUAAAUACAGCACUGACCUUUACCGGCUGAUUACACAAAGACGACACAAUUAGAUUAGUCCAAGACAAAAGGUCAAGCACAUUCACACUGUGACCAUUUUUUGCUACCUUUUGGGGGGGGGCGGAAAUUACAUCCCAGCUGGAGGGGUAUUUUGGAGAGGAAGAGAAUGGGGCUGCUGUACCAUGUUCUGCCUGGUUCAGAUACGUUUGGAGAGUCAGGCAGGGCCUGGCAAUGUGCUUGCCCUGAGCCUUUCUAUGGUUGUUGGGCUAUGUGGUGGUGGGAGAGAGAGAUCAGCACCCUGCAGCCCACAGCCAGCUUUUCCCAAGACAGGCUGAGCUGAGUAGAGGUUAUGUCCUGGAGAUCCUCCCUGCCCUGCCCAGAGCUGGCAGAUGUAGCUCCGGUGCCUCUUGUCCAGCAUCAUGACUGAAAUUUGCCUCUGGAAGAUGGUUGGGCUUGGUCAGCACUGAGAAGGGGGAUGGCUGGUGGGUGCAUGCAUGUGUCCCCACCCUGCACAGCGAUGGCCCCAAGGUGUCCCAGGCCGUGGUGGGGACAGCAGGGCCAGGACAUGGUGCUGAGGAAGCAGCCUGUGGAAGCAUGGUGCUUUUUGAUGGCCAUUCCUUCCCUUCCUCCUGCAGCCAUGGGUGCUUUGCCAUGAUACAUGCCCUUGUCCUGCUGCAGUGGUUUAACCCUGCCACGCCAGCCUUGAACUCCCAAGUUCAAGCAUGUGCUUUGCCACUGAGCUGCCAGGGCCUUUGGGGGAAUCAUUUAAUCUCCCUCCUUCAAAUUCCUCUGAGUUGGAGAAUCCCUUUGUGCUGUCUAGCACUGCCUGUCCAUGGCACUCUACAUGUUGGAUUAAGCAUGGAUUAGUUCAGCCUCCAAACCAGCUGCUCUCCUGAAGCCAGAUCUGUUUCCCUGGAGAGAAGUAUCUUGCUCCAGAUGUUGGAGGGAGUGAGUGGCAAAGCCAGGAAUAGGACUAGGAGUCCUGACUCCUGAGCACUGCCUGGCAUGUCUGGAUUCCUUUCCAGGAAUUGGAAUGAAUGGGCAAAGGCACACCAGGAUCUUUUGAGAUGCUGGUUUUGUCAGCAGCUGUCUGCCACCAGCCCGCUUGGCCAGCAGUGGGGAUGGGGAACCUGUCAGCAGGGUGUGUUAGCCAGGCUGGGAGAGGCAUCUGUCUCAGAGCCCGUGGGGCAGUGGGAAGCCUGGUGCUGUCCUGCCCUGCUUUGUCCACCACUUUUCUCCUACUCUGGUACCUGUCCACGCUCUCCCAGGGACUGCAGUGCCCAUUGCUGACCAUUAAAGCUGAGCUGGGAUCCCCCUGGUGCUGUUUGAGGCUGACCCCGGUAGGGACUUUGCUCGGGGCCUUUGGGAGGUGAAAGGUGAGCCGAACUCGGAACAAAUUAGUUCCAAGCAGAAGUUCAGCCAGUUACUCCAGAUUGGAUCCUUUGAUUUCCGCAACUCAGACUCCACUCAGUGAUCUGUAAUGAGUGACUCUCAGAAAUCCUCACAUUGCAGCACUUUGUUCCUGAGCUCACAAGUCAGCCCAUUAAUGGGUAAAGGAAAGGACCUUGAGUCUAAGAAGUCUCGGGUUCAGAGUCAGAAUUAUUUGACUUUUAAGCUUCCUUUAUCUGAACUCCUGCUGACUUCUUGUUUUCUGAGCCUGUUUGAAAGCUAGAAGUUACAUUGUUAAGAUCAAACAUUCUCUCUUUCCAGAUGGAGUUACAAUAUCUGUCUUUUAUAUAUAUAUAUUUUAAUAUAUAUAGUGUAUAUAUACCAGGGUGUAUAUAUAUUCUUCUCUUUUUUUUAAUCGUUCUUUCCAUUAAAAGAAACUAGACUUGUAAGCUCUUGUAAAUUAUAAUGUAAAACAUUUUUUUUAACCAGACAGUUCCCAAUUUUGCCCGAGGCAACUGGAAUAGCUGUGCCACGGAAGGCAAUAGGAAGGUGAUUAAUAUGAAUUUGUGACAUAUUUGAAAGAUGGGUCUUUUGCCAUAUAAAGAUUAUCAAACACA